This is a messenger RNA of Amphimedon queenslandica, 3468 nucleotides long. RefSeq names its product myosin-10-like. The coding region runs from base 152 to 3337 and encodes 1061 amino acids. The record is from RefSeq and is a predicted model, not a curated record. The transcript is spliced from 18 exons. Lineage: Eukaryota; Metazoa; Porifera; Demospongiae; Haplosclerida; Niphatidae.
UGGCCCGUUUAGGGGUAAAUCCCUAAGCUUAUUCACUUUUUCUUACUCAUCCAGUUCAUUCUCUUGUUACAGAGAAUAUCAUUAGAUACACACACACAGUGAUUGGAGGACAGUGCAGCUGUGUAUAUACCGUGACUAGUGACUGAAGCAUAUGGCCUAUCAACAGCAACGCCCUGGCUACCCUCAUGAACAAAACUACGGAGGUCCAGCUGGUGUCAGUGCUCUAGCGUCUAAAGCAUCCGAGCUUGGUGGAAAGAUGGGCGGAGUCACACCAGAGAUAUGGGAUGAUGUACUAUCACAAAUGCAACAGCUGGUGGUGGACAAUGAGAAACUACGUGAAACUCUAAAAGCUAACAAUAAUGAGAUAGCAAGUCUAGUGGCUAGCAAAGAAAGUCUAGUGGCAAGCAAAGAAGAGGAAGUGAAGCACCUUCAUAAGUUGUAUUGGGACGCUAGAGUCUCAGUGUUGGGUUUUAAAGCACAGAUAGUGAAACUGAACGGAGAAAAGGAUCACGACAAGCAAAAGCAAUCGGACAUGAGUCGUGUAAGACAACUUGAAGAUGAUAAGGCUGCCUUGCAACGCAAUGCCCUCUCAACGAGUGACCUUUCUAGAAAACUGAACGAAGAAAUAAACAAGCUCAAGCAUGAUCUCUCUGAAGUUGAGAAGAGAGAGCAGAAGCUAAGAGAAGAAAACGAUUAUUUGAAGCAGUCUCAGUCCCGCCCACCUGCAAAUCAAGGACAAAUUGACUCGUUGGAUCGUCAGUUGAGUCAGCUCCAACUUGAGCUAUCUGAAGAGAAGCGUUCCAAUUCUCAAUUUAGAUCAGAGGUGUCACACUUGAAAAGUGAAUUGAGAGAAGCCCAAGAUAUGAAUGUCUCUUUGGGGGCACAACUUGGUGAAUUGGAAAGGGUAGCUGGAGGAGUAUCAAAGUCACAAGCAGAUCUUCAGAUGGAACUGCAAGCUAAAGUGAGAGAGCUGCAAGCUCAGAAAGCCGAUUUUCAAUCGAGGGAAAGAGAUCUAGUACAAGAACUUCAAGAGAAAGAAUCUGAAUUUAGGGCCAUGAAGAGCCAGCAUGAUGGAGAAGUUAGAGAACUGAAGAGAGAGCUAAAAACCAAAGAUAGGAGACCCGUUGAUAAGGAUAGAGAGAGAGAGUUACAGGAACAGCUUGAACAAAAAGAAUCAGAAUAUCGGACGAUGAAAGAUGAGCUGGAGUAUGAGAUUAGCCAAUUGAAGAGAGAGCUGAAUGCUAAGGACAGGAAACUUGCGGAUAGAGAGCGAGACCUUCGGGCAAAAGAGCAAGAGUUAGAAGACAAGUCAAGACCGGAUAAUCCUGAUGGAGGAGGAGUAGAUGCUUAUAAAACUGGAAUUGUUGGAAACGUUGGAAACAUCAAGAGACGACUCAAUGACGAAAUAGGGAGAAACAAGAGGCUGACUCAAGAAGUAGAGACACUCAAAGGACAGCUAGCCAGUGCAGCAAGCAGUGACGAACUAGAAACUUUAAAGGGAGAGAAAGAGAAAGCAGUCAGAGACAAAGAGAGAGCGAUACAAGAUAUGGAGAGAAUAAGAAAGGAAAAGGAGAGAAUAGCACGUGAAAAAGAUCAACUGAAACAGGAUCUGGAUGAAUCACGGAAUGCAGAGCAGGAGAUUGUUGAUGAUUAUGAAGGAAAGUUGUCUACUACAAAAGAUGAUUUGACUCAAUUAGAGUCAGUGAAUGUUAAACUGGAAAAUGAAAGAGGAAACUUAGUGAAUCAACUGGAGAAUGAGAAAGAAAGAGUUCAUGAGUUAACUGUUCAACUAUCAAAAGCGCAAUCUGACCUUGAUCAGACCAAGAAACAGCUGCAACAAGCAAGAGCAGAGGCUGAGGGAGAAAACACUGACUUGGACAAAAUGAUGGAGGAGAUGUCAACUCAAAUGUUAGGACUAACUGAAGACCUUAAUAACAAGAAAGAAGAGAUAAGACGUCAAAAGGCUCAUAUUUUACAAUUAUCAAAAGAAAGAGAUGAUGCUGUUAGUCAAGCAGCUAAAUAUGCUAAAGAGAGGGACACUGCAGCAGCUGAAUAUCAGAAGAAAGAGAAUCAAAGUAAAGCUGAGCGUCAGAAAAAAAUUGAGGAAUAUCUGAGUGAAGCAGAACAAUGGAAAAUACAAUUUGAAGUUGCUAGAGAAGAUUUUAAUUCCGAAAGAGCUGCGAGGGAGAAGGAGGCAAAAGCUGUUGAUGCCUUGCGAAACAAUCGAGAGAGUCUUCAAAAACAAGUUGACGACUUGAAGGAUAAAGUCACUGUCCAGCAGCGAACCAUAGCCAACCUUGAGGACCGACUGAGCAGACAUGAACCAGUUGAUAGGACACCUCUUGUACCAAUGGAUCAUGGACCACCCACGGACCGUGGACCUGGGCCUAUGGACCGUAGUCCUGGACCCAUAGACCGUGGAGCUAGACCCAUGGACCGUGGACCUGGACCCAUGGACCGUGGACCUGGACCCAUGGACCGUGGACCUGGACCCAUGGACCGUGGCCCAGGACCCAUGGACCGUGGCCCAAGACCUAUGGACCGUGGGCCUGGGGAUAGGCCAAACCGUCCAUCAUCAGGUGGUCAGCGGAUGGGAGGAGGAGGAGAGAGUCCCAGGAAUUAUCGUCCACCACCUCCUGAUGAUAGAGAAAGGAUGGGAACAGGAGUGAGACCCCAUACUAUAUCCCGGCCUGUAGGAGGAGGAGGAGAUUGUGGUGGAGGUGGGGGGUAUCAAAGACGCCCAAAUGAUCCACCAAGAUUCCAGGAUUGGGAACGGAGACCUCAAGACGAUCGUCACAUGUCACGCCCUGAUGAGUAUCAAGGUGGCCCACCUCCAGCUUCUACUUAUGGUGGACAUUAUGGAGGAGGACGAGGAGGUAGAAUGGAUGAUCGAGGAGGUAGAAUGGAUGAUCACAGAGGCCCCCGUCAGUUUAAUCCCGGAGGAGACAGGAGGGACAUCCCCCCACCCCAGCAACCCCAGCCGUAUGUUGAUUUCACUCCUUUGCCAAAACCACCUCCACCGAAAGAGGGUGGGGCCGGAGGUGGUAGGCGUGGCAGUGACUUGAAUGAUCUUAAUCAGCCAAGAGGACAGAGUGGAGGAGGAGAAUUAUUUAUGGGAGGACCAGGUAGAGGAGGAGGUGGAGGAGGAGGGUAUGAUCCAAGGAGACAGUUUCCUCCUGAUGGUGGUGAUGGGGGAAACUUCCAUUUACCAGGUGAGAGGGUUGACUCAAGCAAACCCACUGGAGUGUGCCCCAUCUGUGGCGUGGGUAACUUUGCUACUCAGACUGAUCUGGAGUUGCAUGCUGCAAAAUGUGACAAAUUUCAAUUUAUGCAGUGAGAGAGAAUUGUGAUGACUUGAUAGCUAAUAAAAACUGUUAUAAUACUAAUUAUUAUUGCUUGAAUAUUGAUACUGUAGCUAUACAUGUAGCUUAGAAAGAUUUUUCAUUUGAUGAAAAUUUAAUGAAAGAA